Molecule: messenger RNA, 1583 nt
Organism: Myxocyprinus asiaticus (Chinese sucker)
Lineage: Eukaryota; Metazoa; Chordata; Actinopteri; Cypriniformes; Catostomidae
Product: tetranectin-like
Exons: 3
Coding region: 70-666 (198 amino acids)
Source: RefSeq, a predicted model, not a curated record
CUCAAGCACUGGAACAGAUCACUGCUGUUUGUGUAUCAAAAUCUUUUACUGAGAAUUACAGUGAGUGAUAUGGAUUUUAAAGCAGUGAAACUGUUUUUUUGUGUAAUUUGUCUGUCGCAGGCAACCCUGGAGCAGAGCUCGACAAAGAAAAAAAAUGGGAAAAAAGAGUCUGCUAACAGUGCUGCUAUUGAGGAGCUGAAGAAGCAGAUAGAAAAGAUUGUGCAGGAUCUGAAUCUGUUGAAGGAACAGCAAGCUUUACAAACAGUCUGCCUGAAAGGCAUCAAGAUCCCUGGCAAGUGUUUUCUUGCGGACACGAUGAAGAAGACCUUUCACGCAGCGAGCGAUGACUGCAUAGCAAAAGGUGGCACACUUAGCAGCCCUGUUUCUGGUGACGAGAACGACCAGCUGUACGCGUAUGUCCGUCAGACCAUCAGGCCAGAAGGGCACAUAUGGUUGGGCAUCAAUGACAUAUCCAAGGAGGGGGAAUGGACAGACCAGACCGACUCCACCAUACGCUUCAAGAACUGGGAAUCAGAGAUCACCCACCAGCCUGAUGGCGGCCGCAGUCAGAACUGUGCCAUCCUCUCCAGCACAGCCAAUGGAAAGUGGUUUGAUGAGGACUGCCGUCAUGACAAGGCCUCUGUCUGCCAGUUCAACAUUGUCUGAGCUCCUCACUGUUAUAGCAGUAAAGGGGGGACCAACUCCCUAGUAAUAGCCUUGGUUUUGAAAUUAAAUGUUCAACAAGUCUCCACAUAACUCUGGCAGUGUAGUGUAGUAUACAUACUGCUUUUAGUAGCUGCAUCUGGAAGAGUUCAAAAUUCACAUCUUCCUUUCUGGAUCUGGGAUCGGGUCAAAAACAUUGGAAAAAAAUCGGAAAGCUGUGGGAGAGUGAAACAACUGUCUGUGGUUCAACCAGCUUUAUUUUGUUUUGAUUUUAUUUCAAAAUAUUUCUUAAAUACACAAUUCACAGUUGCACAUGACAAAAUGUGCAAAUAUAUUAUACACUCACAAUGCAUAAAUGAAUUCCGACUUGCCCCUCGUUAAUUAAAAAAGCAGACACAAUAAGGCCCUUACAAUGCAAGUGAAAGGGGCUAGUAUGGGGACAUACUAACGCUAAAAUACUGUACACAUCGUUUCAAAAGUAUAGCCAUAGGAUGUAAACAUUUUACAUGUUAACAUGAAAAUUACUAACCUUUCCGGGAUUACAGGGUUUCGUUGUCAUGACAAAGUUGUAAUUUUAGAUAUAAGUUUAAAAAGAUAAGGUUAGUAAGGUUAUAGCCAGAGCAAAUAGAUGUGAAAAUGUUAAACGUCAACAUAUUCAAACAUAAAGACAUAUAUUGUGAAAGCAUCAUCAUAUCUUUAUUUAUAAUUUUUUUUUUUUUUUACAAAUGUAUUCACAUUAAUAUCACAUUUUAAUCAAAAUGAUCCCUUAUAUUAUGUAACCUAACUAUGUACUUAAAGUGAUAGUUCACCCAAAAAUGAAAAUUCUCUCAUCAUUUUCUCACCCUCAUGCCAUCCCAGAUGUGUGACUUUCUUUCUUCAGCAGAACUGAAUUUUUAGAAGAAUAUUUCAGCUCUGUAGGU